AUGGCUGAACGGCAGAUGAUGCGCAUCGGGACAUUCCUGGCCGGGACAGGCUCCAACAUGGCCUCGUGGCGGCAUCCCACCGCCGUGCUCGACGCCGCUAUCAACCUAGAUUACUACCGGGACCUGACGCGGAGGGCGGAGGAGGCCAAGCUGGACUUUGCCUUCUUCGGGGACGGGCUGUACAUCAGCGAGAAGUCGCACCCCAACUUUCUGAACCGCUUCGAGCCGCUGACGCUUCUGGCCGCGCUGGCCAUGGAGACGACGCACAUCGGGUUGGCGGCUACGCUUUCCACGACCUACAGCGAUCCCUUCACCGUGGCGCGGCAGUUCAUGUCCAUCGACCACAUUUCCGGCGGUCGGGCCGGCUGGAACGUGGUGACGUCUCCGCUGGAGGGCUCGGCAGCGAACUACAGCAGGCCGGAGCACCCAGCGCACGACCUGCGCUACAAGAUGGCGGCGGAGUACAUCGAAAUCGCCAAAGGCCUUUGGGAUUCAUGGGAGAACGACGCGUUCAUCCGGGACCAGGCCAGAGGGGAGUUCAUCGAUCCGGACAAGAUGCACCGGCUCGACCACGUCGGGGAGUUCUUCUCGGUGCAGGGGCCGCUGAACAUCUCGCGCUCGCCGCAGGGGAGGCCGGUGCUGAUCCAGGCAGGGUCUUCGGAGGCGGGACGCGGGUUCGCGGCGACCAUCGCCGACGCGGUGUUUACGGGGCAGGCGACGCGGGCGGACGCUGAGGCGUUCAGCGCGGACGUCAAGGGCCGGGCGGCGGCGGCAGGGCGCAACCCGGGGGAGGUGCUGAUCCUGCCGGGGUGCUCGCCCAUCGUGGGACGAACGCCGGAGGAGGCGGAGGAGAAGUACCUGGAAAUCGCGGGGCUGGUGGAGAUCAACCAGGCGCUGAACUACAUGGGCCGGUUCUUCAACGACCUGGACUUCACGCAGUAUGACCUGGACGCGCCGUUCCCGGAACUGGGGGACUUUGGCCGGAACGGAUGGGAGAGCUCGACGGACAGCAUCAAGAAAACGGCGCGGGAGAAGGAGCUGUCGCUUCGGGAGAUGGCGUUGCAGGUAAGUACAGGUCGCCACGAGUUCAUCGGGACGGCGGAGCAGGUGGCGGACAGGAUGCAGGACUGGUUCGAGUCGGGGGCGUGCGACGGGUUCAUGCUGAGCGGGGCGGUGCUGCCACAGGGGUUCAACGACUUCGUGGACGAGGUCCUGCCCCUCCUGAAAGAGCGCGGCGUGUUCCGGACGGAGUACGAGUCAGAUACGCUGCGGGGCAACCUGGGGCUGCCGAUACCGGAGAACCGCUACACCGCCGCACGGAAUGCCGGGGCGGGCCGAUAG
Geodia barretti is the source of this 1341-nucleotide messenger RNA. Lineage: Eukaryota; Metazoa; Porifera; Demospongiae; Tetractinellida; Geodiidae. The record is from the annotation of a GenBank genome assembly.